AUCAGACCACGAAUAAGAGCUAGUCCAGUGGUCAGAGGAAUCAGAUCAGUCAGUGACAGAUAACUGUGAGUCGAGUUUUAUUCUGACUAACCUGAAGAUCAUUUCAACAUGAUUUGGUUUGUUUUGUUAUUCUGUGGCUUGGCUUUGGCUCAGGAUCAGAAUACUGCUGUAAGAGUUUUUGAAUCAGGAGGGUGUUGGACUGACAUGUGUGAGCUCCUGAGAAAGGUUAAUGCCAUGUCUGAAAUACUUGACGCUAUGAAAACCAGAAUGGAUGACAGUGAAACCAAACUCCAGGCAACUGAAUCAAGGCUGCAGGCCAGUGAAACCAAACUCCAGGCAACUGAAUCCAGGCUGCAGGCCAGUGAAACCAAACUCCAGGCAACUGAAACCAAACUCAAGGCCAGUGAAUCUCGGCUACGGAACAGUGAAAAUCAGAUUCGUGGACUGAUGAACAAGGAAACAACCAGAGUGGCCUUCAGUGCAGCAUUGGGAGGAAACGCCGAAAACUUCGGACCUUUUAACACCCGCACAACUUUAAUCUACAAAACGGUGAAAACAAACAUCGGGAACGCCUACAAUUCAGCCACAGGUAUCUUCACCGCUCCUGUGGCAGGUGUUUAUUACUUCACCUUCUUUUAUAAUGCCAACAGUACACAUAAAGCCUUUCUGAUGCUCUACAAGAACUCAGUUCAGAUAGUCUUUAUUUGGGAGAACAGUUCAAAAACAGAAAGUUAUGAUAGUGGAGGAAAUGCUGUGUUUCUUCAGCUGAAGCGAGGAGACCAGGUGUAUGUGAGAAUGGGUGAAAAUUCACACAUUUAUGGAGGCAGCUACUAUACAACUUUUAGUGGUUUUUUGGUCUCUCAAAUGUGA
This is a messenger RNA of Cheilinus undulatus (humphead wrasse), 870 nucleotides long. Its product is annotated as complement C1q-like protein 3. The record is from RefSeq and is a predicted model, not a curated record. Bases 109 to 870 code for a protein of 253 amino acids. The transcript has 3 exons. Gene Ontology annotation, molecular function: protein binding. NCBI's taxonomy places the organism in Eukaryota, Metazoa, Chordata, Actinopteri, Labriformes, Labridae.